UUCUUUUCUUUCCUCCUCACCAUAUUGGAAAUGUCCGCCGCCAGUGAAUCCAAAUACUCCACCGAGGUGCUUUCCGAGUUAUUAGCCAAAUUACAGGUGGCUGAUAACAAGGAUGAUGCUGCUGCUUCACUCUCGUCCUUCUUGAACUCAUCCAUCGUUGAGCACGAUGCUCCUGUUGAGUUCUUCCAGGACUUGAAGAAGCAAAUCUCCAACAAGGCCACUGCCAUUGGUGCCUUGCAAGCUUACAGACACAUUGCCUCUGCCAACGCUUUGUCUCCAUCCAUUGAGCCAUAUGUUGUUGAGUUGGUUGCUGACGUUGCUGCUAAGGCUGGUGACAAGGACAAGGAUGUUCAAACUGCUGCCUCCGACGCCUUGUUGGCCAUUUCCACUGCCAUCACCCCAACCGCCAUCAAGGUCCUCUUGCCAAAGUUGUUGGAAUCUUUGACUACCACCAACAAGUGGACCGAAAAGGUUGCCGUCUUGAGAUCGAUCACUCAAUUGGUUGACACUGCCAAGGACCAGAUUGCCUUGAGAAUGCCUGAAUUGAUCCCUGUCUUGUCCGAAUCCAUGUGGGAUACCAAGAAGGAAGUCAAGGAAGCCUCCACUGCUACCAUGACCAAGUCUACUGAAACCAUCGACAACAAGGAUAUCGAAAAGUUUAUCCCUAAGUUGAUUGAAUGUAUUGCUAAGCCAACCGAAGUUCCAGAAACCGUUCACUUAUUGGGUGCCACCACCUUCGUUUCCGAAGUCACCAUGGCCACUUUGUCCAUCAUGGUCCCAUUGUUGUCCAGAGGUUUGGCUGAACGUGACACUGCCAUCAAGAGAAAGGCUGCUGUCAUUGUCGACAACAUGUGUAAGUUGGUCGAAGACCCACAAGUUGUAGCUCCUUUCUUGGACAAAUUGUUGCCAGGCUUGAAGGCUAACUUCCAAACCAUGGCUGAUCCAGAAGCCCGUGACGUUACCCAAAGAGCCUUGAACACCUUGAAGAGAGUUGGUACCGUUGGUGAGGACGAUGUUAUCCCAGAAGUCUCUACUGCUGGUGACAUUCCAGUUACCUUGGGUGAAUUCGAAAAGUUGUUGGAAGGAAAGAACAUCAACAAGAGAUUCGACGUUGUCAAGACCUACAUUGCUGCUAUUGCCGGUGACUUGAUCGACGAAAGAGAAAUCCAGCCUGAAGCUUGGUUGCACAACAUCUUGCCAUUUGCUACCAUCUUCUUGCACGAAGCUGAAUCCAAGGACAUCAUUGAAGAAUUCAGAAAGAGAGCCCUUGACAACAUCCCACAACCUCCUGCCUUCGAAGACGAAGAAGAUGAAGGUGAAGACUUGUGUAACUGUGAGUUCUCGUUGGCCUACGGUGCUAAGAUCUUGUUGAACAAGACUCAAUUGAGAUUGAAGAGAAACAGAAGAUACGGUUUGUGUGGUCCUAACGGUGCUGGUAAGUCCACCUUGAUGAGAGCCAUUGCCAACGGUCAAGUUGAAGGUUUCCCAACCCAAGAUGAAUGUAAGACUGUCUACGUCGAACACGACAUUGAUGGUACUCACGCCGACACUACUGUCACUGAAUUCGUCAUCCAAGAUGGUGAAGUUGGUUUGACUGAAGAAGUCGUCACCGAAAAGUUGAUUGAAUUCGGUUUCUCCGAUGCCAUGACCAAGAUGCCUAUUCAAUCUUUGUCUGGUGGUUGGAAGAUGAAGUUGGCCUUGGCCAGAGCUGUCUUGAAGAACGCUGACAUCUUGUUGUUGGAUGAACCAACUAACCAUUUGGACACUGUCAACGUCGCUUGGUUGGUCAACUACUUGGAAACCUGUGGUAUCACUUCCAUCAUUGUUUCCCACGACUCCGGUUUCUUGGACAACGUCUGUGAAUACAUUAUCCACUACGAAGGUUUCAAGUUGAGAAAGUACAAGGGUAACUUAUCUGAAUUCGUCAAGAAGUGUCCUUCUGCUCAAUCUUACUACGAGUUGGGUGCCUCUGACUUGGAAUUCAGAUUCCCAGAACCAGGUUUCUUGGAAGGUGUCAAGACCAAGCAAAAGGCCAUUGUUAAGGUGUCUUCCAUGUCUUUCCAAUACCCAGGUACCACUAAGCCACAAAUCCAAGACAUUAACUUCCAAUGUUCUUUGUCUUCCAGAAUUGCUGUCAUUGGUCCAAACGGUGCUGGUAAGUCUACCUUGAUUAACGUCUUGACUGGUGAAUUAUUGCCAACUACUGGUGAAGUUUACGUCCACGAAAACUGUCGUAUCGCUUACAUUAAGCAACACGCUUUCGCUCACAUUGAUAACCACUUGGACAAAACCCCAUCUGAAUAUAUCCAAUGGAGAUUCCAAACUGGUGAAGACAGAGAAACCAUGGACAGAGCUUCCAGACAAAUCUCUGAAUCCGACGAGCAAAACAUGAACAAGAUCUUCAAGGUCGAAGGUACCCCAAGAAGAAUUGCUGGUAUUCAUGCUAGAAGAAAGUUCAAGAACUCUUACGAAUACGAAAUCUCCUGGAACUUGGGUGAAAACGUUGGUAUGAAGAACGAAAGAUGGGUCCCAAUGAUGUCUGUUGACAACACCUGGUUGCCAAGAGGUGAAUUGAUGGAAACCCACUCCAAGUUGGUCGCUGAAGUCGAUAUGAAGGAAGCCUUGGCUUCCGGUCAAUUCAGACCUUUGACCAGAAAGGAAAUCGAAGAACACUGUGCCAUGUUGGGUCUUGAAACCGAAUUGGUUUCUCACUCCAGAAUCAGAGGUUUGUCUGGUGGUCAAAAGGUCAAGUUGGUCUUGGCUGCUUGUACCUGGCAAAGACCUCAUUUGAUCGUCUUGGAUGAACCAACCAACUACUUGGACCGUGACUCUUUGGGUGCUUUGUCCAAGGCCUUGAAGGCUUUCGAAGGUGGUAUUGUUAUCAUUACCCACUCUGCUGAAUUCACCAAGGACUUGACUGAAGAAGUCUGGGCUGUUUUGGACGGUAGAAUGACUCCAUCCGGUCACAACUGGGUCCAAGGUCAAGGUGCUGGUCCAAGAUUGGAAAACAAGGAAGAUGAUGAAGAAGACAAAUUCGAUGCUAUGGGUAACAAGGUUGCCGGUGCUAAGAAGAAGAAGAAGUUGUCUUCUGCUGAGUUGAGAAAGAAGAAGAAGGAAAGAAUGAAGAAGAAGAAGGAAUUGGGUGAUGCCUACGUUUCUUCUGACGAAGAAUUCUAAGCUAUUAUUGUAGCCCAACCUCAUUCAUAUUUCUUCCUUUUUUGUCUAUAUAAUAAUUGUUUAUUUCUAUACUCAUAAUAUUAUAGAUUGAUUUAUAAAAUAUAAGAACUCUAU
Molecule: messenger RNA, 3291 nt
Organism: Scheffersomyces stipitis CBS 6054
Lineage: Eukaryota; Fungi; Ascomycota; Pichiomycetes; Serinales; Debaryomycetaceae
Gene: CEF3
Product: translation elongation factor EF-3
Exons: 1
Coding region: 31-3177 (1048 amino acids)
Molecular function (GO): ATP hydrolysis activity; translation elongation factor activity; ATP binding
Source: RefSeq, a predicted model, not a curated record